AUCUCUAAACCGCACACGUGCAUUUUGAACUGCCGCAAUUUCCAUUAUUUACAUCGGAAAAGCGGAAAAUUUAAGAGGAAAGUGCACACAGGACAGCCGCAGGAUGGUGAAGAAGAAAAUAGACAACCGGAUCCGCGUGAUGAUCGAGAACGGGGUCAAGCUGGGCCACCGCACCAUGUUCAUCGUGAUCGGGGACAAGGCGCGCGACCAGGUGCCGAUCCUCUACGACAUCCUGACCAAAUCCACGGUGAAGGCGCGACCCACGGUGCUGUGGUGCUACAAGAACAAGGACGAGGCCAUUUCCAAUCAUGGCAAAAAGCGAGCGAAGAAGAUUGCCGUGGGAAAGGUGGACGUAAACGAAGCGGACCUGUUCGAUUCCUUUCGCGUGGCCACCACCAUACAUGGCAGAUACUACUCCGAGACGCACGCUGUGCUUGGACGAACCUACGGCGUUUGUGUGCUGCAGGACUUCGAGGCCUUGACCCCCAAUCUCCUGGCUCGCACUGUGGAAACGGUGGAGGGUGGCGGCCUGAUCAUCCUGCUGCUGAAGACGCUGCAGUCGCUGAAGCAGCUGUACACCAUGAGCAUGGACGUGCACAAGAGGUUCCGUACGGAGGCCCAUCAGACGGUCACGUGUCGCUUCAAUGAGCGGCUGAUCUUAUCCCUGGCCGACUGCCAGCGCUGUCUAGUGGUCAACGAUGAUCUCACCGUACUGCCACUCAGCUCAAAGACCAUCAAUGUGGAGCCGGUGAAUCCCUCUGGCGCAGGGAGAUCGCCCAACGAGGGCAGUCUAAAGGAGCUGAAAGAGAGUCUGCUGAACGUUCAGCCCGCUGGAGCUCUGGUCAAUCUUUGCAAGACCUACGAUCAGGCCAACGCCGUGGCCCAGUUCAUUGAGGCGCUGGUGGACAAGCAGCUAAAGCCGCCCAUGUCCUUGACGGCGGCUCGUGGGCGUGGCAAGUCGGCCGCCCUGGGUCUGUCUAUAGCUGCUGCCGUAGCCUUCGGCUAUGUGAACGUUUAUGUGACCUCACCGCAUCCGGAGAACUUGAUCACUCUGUUUGAAUUCGUGCUCAAGGGCUUCGAUGCCUUGGAAUACCAGGAGCAUGCCGACUACACGAUCAUUCGCUCCACCAAUGCCGACUACAAGAAGGCCAUUAUCAGGAUUAACAUCACGAGGAGCAGCCGGCAGACAAUCCAAUACAUAGCGCCCAGUGACACCCAUCUGCUGAAUGCCGCCGAUCUGCUGCUGAUCGACGAGGCGGCUGCCAUCCCCCUGCCGCUGGUGAAGAAGAUGAUCGGCCCGUAUCUGGUGUUCAUGGCCAGCACGAUCAAUGGCUACGAGGGUACUGGACGAUCGCUAAGCCUGAAGCUUAUUUCCCAGCUGCAGAAGGACAACAAUGCGCGGCCGCCGCUGAAACUGGAGGAAUCGAUUCGUUACCAGGAGAACGACGACAUCGAAAAGUGGCUGAUCAAUCUGCUGUGUCUGGACGCCAGCACGGUGCCAAGCAUAAGCUCCGGAUGUCCCACCCCGGACGCCUGUGAGCUGUACUAUGUGGACAGGGAUGCCCUGUUUUCGUACCACAAGGCAGCCGAGGCCUUUCUCCAUCGCCUCGUCUCCAUCUACGUGUCCUCGCACUACAAGAACACGCCCAACGAUCUGCAGAUGAUGAGUGACGCCCCGGCCCACCAUCUCUUCUGUUUGCUGGGUCCGGUGCAGCGAAUGGAUGCCCUGCCAGAGAUUCUGGUGGUCAUCCAGGUGGCCCUGGAGGGCCAGAUCUCCGCCCAGAGCAUCAGCGAUUCGCUUGGCAGGGGCAAGAAGGCGGCCGGCGAUCUGAUACCGUGGAACAUUGCCGAGCAGUAUGGCGAUCGCGAUUUCCCCAAGCUGUGCGGCGUGCGCAUUGUGCGGGUGGCCACGCAUCCAAACUACCAGAGGAUGGGCUACGGCAAGCGGGCCAUUCAGCUGCUCAAGGACUAUUAUGCGAGAAAGCACACCAAUCUGGAGGAUGGACCGACUGCCAGUGGGGAUGCCUCCAAAGGCAUCGAGGAGGUGGAGGAGGAGGAGCUGAGCCUGCUGAAGGAGCAGAUCCGGCCACGCAGUCGCAUCCCCACACUGCUGCAGCGCCUGCACGAACGCAGUCCGGAAGCGGUGGACUACAUCGGCACCUCCUACGGCCUCACAUCCGAGCUGCUGAAGUUCUGGAAGAGCGCCGGCUUUGUGCCAGUGUACUUGAGCCAGAAAUCCAACGAACUGACCGCCGAGCACAGCUGCAUCAUGCUGCACACGCCCAAUGCCACGCCCUGGCUGGGCUUGUACUACCAGGAUUUCCGCCGCAGAGUGCUCAAGCUGAUGGGCAAGACCUUCCGCGAGUUCGAAACGAAACUCUGCCUGGCCCUGCUGAAGAACAAGUCCGUGGACACGGAGGCCAGUGCAUUGAAGGUCCUCGAUAAACCCAUGCUCGACGUGUUCUUUCUGCCGCACGAUCUGCAGCGCCUGGAGAGCUACACCCGCCAGCAGUCCGAGUUCCGACUGAUCAUCGACCUGCUCACGGACAUUGCCCAGCUGUAUUUCCAGGGCAGGAUCGAGGGUCUGCAGCUGGAUCUGGUGCAGCAGGGCAUCCUUUUGGCCCUGGGCGUGCAGGGCAAAACGGUGGAUACCCUCGGCCUGGAGCUCAAUAUGCCGGGCAACCAGUUGCUGGCCAAAUUCUUCGAUGCCAUGAAGCGGUGCAAUCAGUGCUUCCGUUCGGUCCUCGAGCAGCACAUCGAGGGCGGCAUGCUGCAGGAGGAGGAUCUGUCCAGGGGCGAGGAGCUGCUGCCCAUCACACUUUCGCUCGACAAGGAGCUCGACCAGACCGCCCAGAAGCUGAGCAAGCAGCAGCGCAAGGAGCUGAAGCGCCUGAAGGCCGAGCAGCUGGACGAGUUCCAGAUCAAGGGCAGCGAGGAGGACUGGUCCAAGGCGCUGCAGACCAACGGCACGGGCGGUGGCAGCGGGCUGCUCUCCGUCAAGAGUGGCGUUAAGCGAUUGGAUGGACCGAUCGAGCAGCCAGAGGAUCGCGACCUGGCCGCCCCGCUGUCCAAGAAGAAAAAGAAGAAUAAUCCGAAACUGAAACGCGGUCAGGGCAAAUCCCUGAUCUAGAGGAAAACACUGACUUUUUUUUCUUGGGGGGAAGAAGAAUGUGGAUUUUAAUGCUAUAGAAAAGUACAUUUUGUUGUAAGCUCCGUUAAAAAUAAAGAAACCUAGUAACUGAA
Molecule: messenger RNA, 3243 nt
Organism: Drosophila gunungcola (fruit fly)
Lineage: Eukaryota; Metazoa; Arthropoda; Insecta; Diptera; Drosophilidae
Product: RNA cytidine acetyltransferase
Exons: 5
Coding region: 104-3130 (1008 amino acids)
Biological process (GO): rRNA acetylation involved in maturation of SSU-rRNA
Cellular component (GO): 90S preribosome; nucleolus
Molecular function (GO): ATP binding; tRNA binding; 18S rRNA cytidine N-acetyltransferase activity
Source: RefSeq, a predicted model, not a curated record